CAGAAUCACCAAAGGCCCACCGUGGCGGCGGCAGAAGUCGGGAGCAGCGCAGGCGAGUAGAUAAACGUGCAUGAUUUAAGACUUUGCGAACACAAACGGAAGAAGGAAUGGCAGAGAAAGUGAACAACUUCCCUCCGCUGCCAAAGUUCAUUCCACUGAAGCCCUGCUUCUACCAGAACUUCACUGAUGAGAUCCCCAUUGACCACCAGAACCUGGUUCAGCGGAUCUACCGUUUGUGGAUGUUUUACUGCAUCACUUUGGGAGUGAACCUGGUGGCCUGCUUGGCCUGGUGGAUCGGGGGUGGAUAUGGGGUCAACUUUGGCCUGGCCCUCCUUUGGCUCCUCCUCUUCAGCCCCUGCAGCUACGUCUGCUGGUUCCGGCCCGUCUACAAGGCCUUCCGGUCCGACAGCUCUUUCAACUUCAUGGUCUUUUUCUUCAUCUUCUCCGCUCAGUUUGUUUUGGCGGCCAUUCAGGCCAUUGGCAUCAGCAACUGGGGAGCCUGCGGGUGGCUGGCUGCCGUGACAUUCUUCAGCACCAACGUUGGAGCUGCCGUCAUCAUGCUGCUCCCAGCCAUCAUGUUUACCCUUUCGGCGCUCGCCAUGUUUGUGUGCCUCCUCCGGGUCCAUCGACUUUACCGUGGUGGUGGUGGAAGCUUCCAGAAAGCGCAGGAUGAAUGGCAGAGUGGCUUGUGGCGGAACCCUCCGACCCGUGAAGCCCAGUUCAGCAACUUCUCGAGGAGCAGCCUCCCUGAAUACCCGACUGUCCCCAACUACCCAGGAGGAAACCGGUGGCCUUGAAUCUCCUGGUCGGACUGCCCAGAUGGGUUAUAAUAGAAACGCCUGUGUUUUUGUUCCUUAUUUGUUCCUUUUGGAGCGGGUAUGGGGAAGAAUGAUACAUCUGUCUUUCCUAUACCUUCUCUCCCCGUUGCCAAUCCUUGUUGGCGUUGGUUAUUUUUCCACCCCGUAAAUCAAUUCCCCCCUUUUGAUGAUCCCGGAAAGACCGGGAAUCCUCUUCUUAUUGCCUUGUUCAUUUGUACAGACGGGGUCGCCAAUUGUUUGGGUUCUUUUAUUACCUUGUCCAUCUGUACCAAUGGGAUCGCCAAUUGUUUGGGUUUAUCUAUUACCUUGUCCGUCUGUAUUGAUGAAUCGUCAGUUGUUUGGGUUAGUCUAUCUUGCCUUGUCGAUCUGUACUGAUGGGGUCGCCAAUCAUUUGGGUUCUUCUAUCUUGCCUUAUCCAUCUGUACCAACAGGGUUGCCAAUAGUUUGAGUUUGUCAAUCUUGCUUUGUCCGUUUGUAUUGACGGGGUUGCCAAACAUUUGGGUUUAUCUAUCUUGGCUUGUCCAUCUGUACUGAAGGGGUCACCAAUUCUUUGGGUUCAUCUGUCUUGCCUUGUCCAUUUGUACCAACGGGGUUGCGAAAUGUUUGGGUUCGUCUAUCUUGCCAUGUCUGUUUGUACCGACGGGGUCGCCAAUAGUUUGGGUUCUACUGUAUGGAGAAAUGGGGGAAGUGUUCCCCCUUUUAUUCUUCAUUUUGCCACCAGGUGGGAGAGUCUUUGACCCUUCUUUGCCUAAAACAGCACUCUACUGCCAUACUUUUUAAGUUUGGAGGCAUGGAGAUUUGUGUCGGGUAGGUGGCGUUCUUACAUAGCUUGAUUUCAAAUAAGGGCCAAUUUUGGGAUCCUAGGACUUGAUUCAAAGGGGAAACUUCCCAAUGUUACCCCAAAUGGGAACUCAGGUCUGUGGAUGAAUUACAUUUUGAUUUCGAGCGUAAAGUUUAUUGAUGCCGGUAGCAUGGAGUGCUUUUACUGGGUCUGUAUGACAUUCAACGAUAUCCCCCCCCCCUUCUAUUUUUCCUAUUUUUUAAGGGAGUUUUUCUGUCCGGUCCUGAACUUUGGAUGACCCUUUGUUGCAGUAAUGUUUCACAAACCCUUCCACUCUCAAAGCUGGAUUUGCCUUCUCAGGAGACUCUCGAUGGCCACAAAUGAACGGGAGACAUCUUUCUGACCCUCAAAAUCAUGAUUUUGGGCUGUACCUCCAACUCAUUUGGGAAGGGAGACAUGGCAAUUUUCAUUUUCCCAGCGUUGCCAUUCCUAUCUCCUUCCCAAAGUGAGUUUAUUCCGCGUUUCUGUUUGUGUUGCAGAAACGGAAACCRCCCCAGUGAUGGCUCAACAGGGCCUGACCUGAUACUGGAACGAAAAGCCGUGAUUACUGGUGCCUUAACUGGAGGAUAGACCUCUUGGUCCCUUACGUGUUGCUUCAUACAAACAUUCCUUUACCCAGCGUUUUGUUUACGCUGAAGGUGACUCUUUAUUUCUCCGUUCURCUUUGUAAAUAUAAAGUGCAAUUCAGCGCCCCUUCUCUCUAUCGGGAGCUACAUUAACGAAUGAGCCAAAAAAGGGAGUCAAAAGUUAAAGAGACAUAGAAUGUGGUUCCGGGGGUCUCUUCCUCUCUCAAAUCCAGUUUGUUUCCCAAAUCCACUGGUUGCCAAACCUUUUUGUGUCAAGCCAAUUCUGAGGUUUUGCCAGACACUUUUUGAGUCUCUUCAAAUGUUUAUCACACCAUGUUUACACCGUGAGGUGGGGAUAGAGAGCUUUGCCUUCGAUAAUUUGGCAGCAAUCUACUUUAAUGCCAAGUUAUCUGAGCAGGGAAAGCAAAGAAAACUUGGUUGAAGUUUAGAUUAAAAGGAUUUGAUGCCUUAUUUCCGGGCCCUCCUUCACCUCUCGAAACGCUUCUGAUCUUUCAUCAUAAUGCUAAAGAGCCUUCAUCUCAACGGGCGUAUGGUACCUUUCCGCCAUUUGUCUUAAUGUAAUAUACCUAUAUAUAAAAUAUUCUAAUUAGUCUCUUGAAAAUUUUUGUAACAAUGUUUACACACUCGAUUUCCCCAGGGAAGUCCUUCCUUCCCAAUUUUGGGGAGGUGAACUAACAAUACUACUAUUACUACUUCGGAGCAAUGCCUUGUUCUGCAUCAUGUUGUGGAUUUCCCCUCCUGCUCUUAUUCUAAUUUUUUUUUGUUCAUUUGGUUAAAAUAAAUUGGAUUUGUCCACUGGAAAGAACCCCUA
Molecule: messenger RNA, 3057 nt
Organism: Anolis sagrei ordinatus
Lineage: Eukaryota; Metazoa; Chordata; Lepidosauria; Squamata; Anolidae
Gene: SCAMP4
Product: secretory carrier membrane protein 4
Biological process (GO): protein transport
Cellular component (GO): trans-Golgi network membrane; recycling endosome membrane
Source: RefSeq, a predicted model, not a curated record